Molecule: messenger RNA, 791 nt
Organism: Cucurbitaria berberidis CBS 394.84
Lineage: Eukaryota; Fungi; Ascomycota; Dothideomycetes; Pleosporales; Cucurbitariaceae
Exons: 1
Coding region: 137-718 (193 amino acids)
Source: RefSeq, a predicted model, not a curated record
UGCUCGGGAGGGCCGGCAUGGCUCUUGCGAGCUGCUGGGAGCCAGCCAGGAGAAAAAGCGCCGACCCGAACAUGUCCAGCUGGCACACGGCGUGCUCACAGCAACACAUGCUUUCAAGUCGUACCUGGAAUUCGCAAUGGCUUGCAUUAGCAAUGCGGGUAAGCGAUACAUAGCUGGUUGUUGGGCGGAGCGACUAAUAAGUGUGACGAGCAUGAUCACGAUUGACGACAAAAAGCAAAUCUGGAGAAAAGCAAAGCUUGCCGAUGGCGUUGCACAGACGCCGACUGACUGUAAACCUUGGAACCCCCGUCGUGGCGGCUUGAGACACAAAGGGUGUCGAACCUUAUGCAGCUUCGAGGCCCAGGUCACCGUCCUACCAAAACGAUGUCUGCACAGCAUAUGCAUCUGCACCGUUAUCUAUUACCUUCCGCCAGCCGCCAUUGACGUUGUUCUCCAGCAAUGCAUGCUGAAAGUGCAUGUAGCUACUCACCCUGCCUGCAACGCGAUCUCCUCAAGCCUCGCACGGUCAUCCUCCUGCUCACGACUGUGGCAGGCUGUACGCCCAGCCAGGCAGCAAACCACCGUUGCUUCUUUGAUCCCGCUUCUCCGCAAUUCGUCUAUCACAACCUAUUUAUGGGUGGCAAGGUCGAGCUCGUCGAUGAUGGGAUGGAAGAGGAAAGGCUCGGCAGUGAAGAGGCGUCGACUUGCCCCUGCAUAGCUAGUAGGCUCCCAAAACGGGCGUCGCUAGGUCGAUUGGCCGCCAACAGCGGAUGCAUAUCAAAUUGAAGCUU